CAAACACUCAGCAAGUCCACGCUACCAAUACACACGAACAUCUUCACCUUUUUCACUUCUUGGCCCCCGCAUUUUUCGGGGGUUAUACUGGAGAGAGAGAGAGAGAGAGAUGGAUCGUAAGAUAAAGAUUCGUGCAUGUUGGUCUGGGUCACCGUCGACGAGGCUUCUUCUUCUCAUGGUGCCGUUCGUUGCGGUGGCAGGGCUCGUUUCGGUCGCCGCUCCAUGGAAGUCAGCGGCCGGGGAUUCUGCAUCCGAGUACUCUUGGUCGUGGAGCUCCUCUCGCUCUUACUCCUCCCCCACUCGGGCUCCAACCAUGAACGCCACUCUGCAGGUUCCCGUUUUGCAUGCAGAGGCUGGUGAUGGCGGAAACGGCCACGGAGCGUCGGCGGAGGGGCCUUUAGCUCCAGACCCUCCACCAGUGGUGGUCGGAGUUCAGAAAAAGGAGAGAGCAGUCGCAGGUGAUUUCGCGGCCACUGAGCCCUCUGCUCCUCCGCCACUUGCAGUUAAAAGGCCACCGAAUAACCCGAGCAACGCCUCGAAGGAAGGUACCUCGGACUUUCCUGUAAAUGUCGCCGGCCAUGUGCCUGCCUUAAAUGAGUCUUACGGUUUUGUUGAGAAAGCGCAGCGUGAAAGGGUAUUCACUGAUUUAGAGAGGCUAGAAGCGGGGCUAAGAAGAGCUAGAGCAGGGAUUAGAGAAGCUAAGAUUGAGAACCCGGCGAAGGACCCGGACUACGUCCCCGUGGGUCCAAUGUACAGGAAUGCAUAUGCUUUUCACAGGAGUUAUCUGGAAAUGGAAAAACAGUUCAAGAUAUUCAUUUACAAGGAGGGCGAUCCCCCCGUAUUCCACAACGGUCCUUGCAAGAGCAUUUACGCUAUGGAGGGUAAUUUCAUCCACAUGGCCGAAAUAAACAAGCGAUUCCGCACCCGAGAUCCCCGCAAAGCCCACGUCUUCUUCCUCCCUUUCAGUGUGGCGAUGAUGGUCCAGUUCGUGUAUGUGCGGGAUUCGCAUGAUUUCGGCCCGAUAAAGCGGACCGUGAUCGACUACAUCAAUGUCUUGGCGAGCAAGUACCCAUAUUGGAAUCGCAGCUCAGGGGCUGAUCAUUUUAUGCUGGCCUGUCAUGACUGGGGGCCGGAGACAUCCCUUGCCAUUCCGCAGCUUCACAGGAACUCGAUCCGAGUCUUGUGCAAUGCAAAUACCUCCGAAGGCUUUGACCCGUCCAAGGAUGUCUCGUUUCCAGAAGUAAAUCUCCACACCGGCGGGAUACACGGCCUAAUUGGGGGACCAUCACCGUCGCGCCGCUCGAUAUUGGCAUUCUUCGCGGGUGGGGUUCAUGGGCCCAUCAGGCCAAUUCUCCUCCAGCACUGGGAGAACAAGGACGACGACGUGAAGGUGCAUCGGUACCUCCCUCGAGGUGUGUCUUACUACGACAUGAUGAGAAAGAGCAAGUUCUGCAUCUGCCCGAGCGGGUACGAGGUCGCGAGCCCGAGGGUCGUGGAGGCCAUCUACACGGGGUGCGUGCCGGUGCUGAUCUCGGACCACUACGUGCCCCCGUUCAGCGACGUCUUGAACUGGAGGUCGUUUUCGGUCGAGGUCCCAGUGAGGGAGAUCCCGAACCUGAAGAGGAUACUCGGGAGCAUCUCGUCGAGGCAGUACAUAAGGAUGCAGAGGAGGGUGGUGCAGGUGCGGAGGCAUUUCGAGGUUCACUCUCCGCCCAAGAGAUACGACGUGUUUCACAUGAUACUUCAUUCUGUGUGGCUCAGGCGACUGAAUGUUAGAUUGAGUAACAACCAGUGAUCUGUGGGUAGGGAGAUACUAUUGAAUUGAAUGGUAAAUGUGGGGGUCGGAACAGAUUGCAGUCGUUCUG
Molecule: messenger RNA, 1865 nt
Organism: Rhodamnia argentea
Lineage: Eukaryota; Viridiplantae; Streptophyta; Magnoliopsida; Myrtales; Myrtaceae
Product: probable glycosyltransferase At5g03795
Exons: 4
Coding region: 110-1795 (561 amino acids)
Molecular function (GO): glycosyltransferase activity
Source: RefSeq, a predicted model, not a curated record